Messenger RNA from Dipodomys ordii (Ord's kangaroo rat), 3128 nucleotides. Its product is annotated as zinc finger protein 420-like. NCBI's taxonomy places the organism in Eukaryota, Metazoa, Chordata, Mammalia, Rodentia, Heteromyidae. Gene Ontology annotation, biological process: regulation of transcription by RNA polymerase II. The record is from RefSeq and is a predicted model, not a curated record. Gene Ontology annotation, molecular function: DNA-binding transcription factor activity, RNA polymerase II-specific; RNA polymerase II cis-regulatory region sequence-specific DNA binding. The transcript has 6 exons. Bases 124 to 2073 code for a protein of 649 amino acids.
GAAAGACAAGGAGCAGGGAUGGCGACUGUGACUCAGGACAGUUGGCAUCUGAGGACAUGGUGGUGGAUUUCACCCGGGAGAGGUGGCGGUGCCUGACCCCGGCUCAGUGUGCUCUGUACAGGGAUGUCAUGCUGGACACCUUUGGGAACCUGGUCUCCUUGGCACUCAGGACUGACUUCUGGAAAGUGGUAUUGCCUGAGGAGGAAGCCCAGGGAGGAGGAAGAGGAAAGACAAGGAACAGGGAUGGCGGCUGUGACUCAGUUGACAUUUGAGGAUGUGGCGGUGGAUUUCACCCAGGAGGAGUGGCGGUGCCUGACCCAGGCUCAGCGCACUCUGUACAGGGACGUCAUGCUGGACACCUAUGGGAACCUGGUCUCUGUGGGAGUCUCCCCUCCCAGCAUGAGUGUGAUUUUGCCAUUGGAGUUUCAGGAAGAUCCCUGGGUGGCAAAGAGCCAUGUGACAACUCCAGGAGAGCUGAAUGGUUGGGAAGGGGCCAAAAGCGUGAGUGCAGGUACCUCUCCUGGCUGUGUAAUUAAAGAAUUACCCCUAAAAGCAGGCAGCGGUCAUGGAGAAAUAUCCGGAAGUCAGCCUUGUUCCCUGAAGCAUCACAGGCGGAUCCACACUGUGGAGAAGUUGCACUGCUGUGCUAAGUGUGGGAAGGCUUUCUGCAUAUGUUCCCGUCUCCUGGAUCACGAGCAACGGAGCCAUAACAGCUCAAAGCCAUACCUCUGCACACAGUGUGGGAAGGCUUUCUCUAGACGUUACUGUCUCUUGGAUCAUGAGCGAUGCCAUAGUGGCGAGAAGCCCUACGUCUGUGCAGAGUGUGGGAAGGAGUUCAGCCUCAUGUCCAGCCUUGCUGUUCACUGCCGGAUACACAGUGGGGAGAAGCCAUACCGGUGUGGCGAGUGUGGCAAGACCUUUGUUGCGCUCUGUAUGCUCACCAAUCACCAGACCAUGCACAGUGGGACGAAGCCCCACCACUGUGCUGAGUGUGGGAAGGCAUUCAGCCAGGCCUCUGGUCUCACUGUGCACCGUAGGACACACACUGGGGAGAGGCCGUACUGCUGUGCCGACUGCGGGAAGGCAUUCAGCCGGGCCUACAGCCUCACCGUGCACCGCAGGAUGCAUACUGGGGAGAGUCCGUUUGUGUGUGGUGUGUGUAGCAAGGCCUUCAACCUGCGCCGCAGUCUUUUGGCACACCAGGCGUUACACACUGGCUGCAAGCCGUACAGCUGUGCUGAGUGUGGGAAGGGGUUCAGCCAUGCUUCUGGCCUUGCCACGCACCGCAGGUUGCACACUGGGGAGAGGCCUCACCGCUGUGCUCAGUGUGGGAAGGGGUUCACGCAUAAAACUGAGCUUGUGCGCCACAGCAGGAAGCACACUGGGGAGAGACCAUACCACUGUGCCGAGUGUGGGAAGGUAUUCAGCCAAGCCUCUGGCCUGGCCGUGCACUGCAGGACCCACACUGGGGAGAGGCCGUUCGUGUGUGACGUGUGCAGCAAGGCCUUCAACCUGCGCUCCAGCCUCUCAGCACACCAGGCCUUGCACACUGGCUGCAAGCCGUACAGCUGUGCUGAGUGUGGGAAGGCAUUCAACCACGCCUCUGGCCUUGCCACACAUCGCAGGCUGCACACGGGGGAGAGACCUCACCGCUGUGCUCAGUGUGGGAAGAGGUUCCUGCAGAAAAGUGGCCUUGUGCGCCACAACAGGACGCACACUGGGGAGAGGCCAUACCGCUGUGCCGAGUGCGGGAAGACGUUCACUGUGAAAAGCAACCUCACAGACCACAGCAGGACGCACACCGGGGAGAAGCCAUAUGCCUGCAGUGUGUGCGGCAAGGCCUUCAGCAAACGUACCUGCCUCAAUGCACACCAGACUGUGCACACUGGACUCAAAGCGUACAGGUGUGACAAGUGUGUGAAGGCAUACAAGAAUGCCUCUGGUCUUGCAGCCCAUCGCAGGACGCAUACCGGGGAGAAGCCAUACGCCUGUGACAUGUGCAGCAAAGCAUUCAGCACACGACAGACCCUCACCAAACACCAGGCUGUGCACAACGGCCGCAAGCCUCAUUAGUGCAUGGAGUGCAGCAAGGAGAUCCGCCCGCCGUGUCACCCACCUUGCGCACUGCAGGUCGCAGAGGCCAUAGGUGUGCGGUGAGAGAGGCAAACCUGAAAUUCCCACUCCCAACCACAGCAGCCACUGGGGUCCACACACCAGCCCUGCAACUGCCAAAAUGUGGGAAGACAUUUGUGCAGAACAUGUGUCUUAGGUGGCACAUGGAAUCAGAUGUUCAGCUGAAGUUCCAAACUCAGCCAUCACAGGCUUCAGACCCAACAGAAAACUUGGGGUGAAUGCAUCAGGGCAGGAUCCAUCCUUGUGCAGCCUCCGAGGACUCCUCAACAGAAUAUAAAAGCAAGGAUGACAACUGCAGGCAGGGAGUUCUGCUGAGUGGGCUGUUUCCUGCUGUCACCCCAGAAGGGGAUGGAGAGUUCCAGAGCAGCCUGAGCUAUAUAGCAAGAUCCUAAUUUUUCUAAACAGUUUGAGAAUAGCUGUCACCAAGAGCAGAACACAGAAAUUCUUGUCAUGCACACAGCAGAAGCUCAAAUAUGCGCCUCAAUCAGACGAGAAAGACUUCUUGCUGAAACCAUCCAGGCCAAGAGCUUGCCUCUACACGGGACAACUGGGAUCCAUUGGCUCCCUCGUUCUCCACUGUGAACUUCUCUAUUCUACCUGCCAGAGAAUGCCAAGCUGAGAAUAGGUCACAGUGAGAUUAUUCAAAGUGCAGGUAGGGGGGUGGGAAGUCGCCACUGUCCUUGGGUUUGUAGAACUUCUGUUGGGAGGGGCACUUUUGAUUUCAACACCAAAACUGCUGUGGAACAAUUCUCUGGGGGAAGGUGAGCUUUGAGCCAUCUGGGGGAUUCUUCCACCAAGUACCGCCAGGCCACUAUAUAGGACUGGUUCAGGAUGCCCCUUGUGGCCAAAAAUAACAGUCUGGGUGGCAUAAAUUUUACACAAGUUAAAAGUGUCUGUAGAAGGCCACCUGGUUCUAAUUGUUGCCCAUUGUAGGUGACAAAAGGUUGUUAAGGGGCUGGGGAGGUGGCUUAGUGGUAGAGCACUUGCCUUGCAUG